AUGCCGAGCCCACGCCAAAACCAGGUACCGCGCCCCGUAAGCCAAUUUUCAUCCUACUCUGACGCGUCAAGCUCCUACUGGCCGCCCGGAUGGAACUUCCAUCGGUUCGUCCACGCUACGGCCGAAGACACCGAGGCCCUGCCUGAUGACGAGCGGGCCAAGAUGCAGGCUGGCUUCCGGGAUAUCCUCGGCGAAGACGGCGUCCACGAACUGGCCCGUGUCGUCUGGCAGGAGCAGCAGCGGCUCGAACAACAGGCGUCUCCGUCCCCUCGACCGACGCUUCCGACACCCGAUUGGCUCAAGGCGUGGAAGAGACAUUACCGAGGGCGGCCGUGGGGGUUUGUCGCUUUCCGGGUUGGGGGAGCGAACCUGGACUUCGAGGAGUUCAAGAGUCGCAUUGAGAGGAUCGUUGAACUACCGUUUGACGCGGCCGUGGAACGAGGUCAUUUGGCGGACGAAAUCGCCGAGGCUCGCAGCACGUUCGAGAUCCGCUGGGUCGACGUAGGAGACGGAUUUAGAGACGGGGUGGAGGGAGAUUCUGAUCGCCUAAAUGCUACUGAUCCUGUGGAGAGACUACGAGCAAAAUAUCGUGCCUUGCGGGAGUCGGAUGGCUUUCCACCAGGCCUUCAUCUGCCGUUGUUUCUUUGUGCCUCUACGGAUUCAAUAGCGUCAGUACUUCAGAUGCGGCCCUCUUCACAACCAGGGAUAGAUAGUCCACGCUGGCGGCCUGGGGCACCAUUCCUUCUGGUAGUGGCGGCAGAGGAUGAGCAGGGACCAGUCGACGAUGAAGGCAUCGAGCCAAUUGAUGGCGGGGAGCAGACGUGGUUUAAACCAGUCUUCAAAGCCGCCGCUGAAGUGCUUGUAGAGGCACUGUGGGGGGUAGCAGAACGGCAAAUUACCUCGAUGAGGAACUUGACCAGAUUUGUUCGGGGGGCUACAAUCCUAGACAGUCCAUCGCUGGAGAACGAGGAUACUGAUAUCUUACAAGGGAAGGAGGAAGCCGACGAUGGACUGGAUGAUAUGUGGUGGUCGGUGCAUAGACCGCCUCAUCGUAUGAAGCAGAGGAGACGAUUUUUUGACAGCAACCCCUAG
This is a messenger RNA of Clonostachys byssicola, 1092 nucleotides long. The record is from the annotation of a GenBank genome assembly. Lineage: Eukaryota; Fungi; Ascomycota; Sordariomycetes; Hypocreales; Bionectriaceae.